Messenger RNA from Galendromus occidentalis (western predatory mite), 1683 nucleotides. RefSeq names its product Ornithine aminotransferase precursor (gene Oat). The record is from RefSeq and is a predicted model, not a curated record. The coding region runs from base 189 to 1451 and encodes 420 amino acids. NCBI's taxonomy places the organism in Eukaryota, Metazoa, Arthropoda, Arachnida, Mesostigmata, Phytoseiidae. Gene Ontology annotation, molecular function: identical protein binding; L-ornithine transaminase activity; pyridoxal phosphate binding. The transcript is spliced from 9 exons. Gene Ontology annotation, cellular component: cytoplasm.
GUUUUCGUGCCAGACAGCGAGCGGCAGGAUACUCUCCCCUCAGUCUCGAGGAACUUUCUGAGCUUAAUUGCCUCGUUUACGCGCUCAUUCCGUAUUUUCCAAAAGUUCUGAUCUCAGUGAGACGGACCCAUCAGCUGGCGCAGAGCAGCUCACGCAGUUGACUCGGAAGUUUCACCCUUUACUGAGCUAUGAAUCCGGCAAGCAGAAUUUUGGGCUCCGGCCUCGCUCGAAGGUGCGCAUCUCAACUGAGCUCCGCGCAAGUCUUCGCGAGGGAGGAUAAGUUCGGUGCGCACAAUUAUCACCCCCUGCCUGUCGCAAUCGAUAAAGCUAAAGGUGUAUUCGUUUGGGACGUCGAAGGGCGAAGAUACUUCGACUUUCUCUCGGCGUACUCAGCCGUAAAUCAGGGCCACUGUCAUCCCAAAAUAGUUAAAACGCUCCAAAUGCAAGCGGAGAAGCUCACGCUGACCUCACGCGCGUUCUACAAUUCGGUUCUCGGGGAAUACGAAGAGUACAUCACCAAGCUCUUCGGGUACGAUAAGGUCCUCCCCAUGAACACUGGUGUGGAAGCAGACGAGACGGCCUGUAAACUCGCGAGGAGAUGGGGGUACGACGUCAAGGGAAUAGCUGAGAAUCAAGCAAAGAUCGUUUUUUGUGAGGAUAAUUUCUGGGGACGGACCCUUGCCGCUAUUUCUUCAUCCACUGACCCCACAUCAUACAAAGGCUUCGGGCCCUUCAUGCCUGGUUUCGAGCUGGUGCCUUACAACGAUCUCAAAGCGUUGGAGGAGAAACUCAAGGAUCCCACGGUUUGCGGCUUCAUGGUGGAGCCUAUCCAGGGCGAAGCUGGCGUCGUCGUUCCGGAAGAUGGAUACCUGAGAGGAGUAAGAGAACUCUGUACUCGCUACAAUGUUCUUUUUAUCGCCGACGAAAUCCAGACUGGAUUGGGACGUUGCGGGAAACUUCUCUGCGUCGACCAUGAGAAUGUGAAACCGGACAUUCUGACGCUGGGUAAAGCACUCUCGGGCGGUGUGUAUCCUGUAUCAGCUGCGCUUUGUAACGACGAUGUCAUGCUCGUGAUAAAACCGGGUGAGCACGGCUCCACAUACGGAGGGAACCCUCUCGCCGCGAAAGUGGGAGUAGCCGCCCUGGAAGUUCUCGUCGAAGAGAAGCUCUCAGAAAACGCCGACAAGAUGGGAAAACUCUUACGAAGCGAGCUCAACGAGCUACCCAAAGAAGUCGUGAGAACUGUCCGAGGCAAAGGACUCCUCAACGCCAUUGUGAUAGAUCCAAAAUACGAUGCGUGGGAGCUGUGCCUUCGACUGAAGGAGAACGGACUGUUGGCGAAACCAACUCACGACGAUAAGAUACGAUUCGCACCCCCUCUGACCAUAACGAAGGACCAGCUCAUGGAAUGCGUCGCAAUAAUCAAGAAAACUGUCAACUCCUUCAGAUGAAUGCCGCCAACAAUACGGGAUCCCUCGGCGCCUGUUUCCUCCCGCCGAGGGCGAUCCGCUAAACACUGAAUGCGUGUAGCGAAGCGUCCCAACCAUCUCGGAUCCAGGCGGGCCCUCUGUGUUCCCGAAGAAAAGGGAAAUCAAGCGCUCUCACCCUCGUCUGAUUCGGGGGAGCUCUCCGAAUGUCUAAUAAAUCAUGGAGGUCUCGGACCUCUUUGAAAUAAUUCGGAGA